Molecule: messenger RNA, 1157 nt
Organism: Anolis sagrei ordinatus
Lineage: Eukaryota; Metazoa; Chordata; Lepidosauria; Squamata; Anolidae
Product: serine/threonine-protein phosphatase PP1-gamma catalytic subunit A-like
Cellular component (GO): nucleus; cytoplasm
Molecular function (GO): protein serine/threonine phosphatase activity
Source: RefSeq, a predicted model, not a curated record
AUGGCGGAUAUCGACAAGCUCAACUUAGAGAGCAUCAUACAACGGCUGCUGGAGGUGAGAGGAUCGAAACCUGGCAAAAAUGUCCAACUUCAAGAAAACGAAAUCAGAGGGCUGUGCUUGAAGUCUCGAGAGAUCUUCCUCAGUCAGCCCAUUCUGUUGGAGCUUGAAGCACCGCUGAAAAUAUGUGGUGACAUCCACGGACAGUACUAUGACUUACUUCGCCUCUUUGAAUAUGGGGGAUUUCCACCAGAAAGCAAUUACCUGUUUCUUGGUGAUUAUGUCGAUCGAGGGAACCAGUCCUUGGAAACCAUUUGCCUCUUAAUGGCCUACAAGAUAAAAUACCCUGAAAAUUUUUUCCUCCUCAGAGGGAACCAUGAAUGCGCUAGCAUUAAUAGAAUUUAUGGCUUUUAUGAUGAAUGUAAAAGAAGAUACAACAUCAAGCUGUGGAAAACCUUUACAGACUGCUUUAAUUGUUUACCAAUUGCAGCCAUUGUGGAUGAGAAAAUAUUUUGCUGCCAUGGAGGCUUAUCGCCAGACCUCCAGUCCAUGGAACAGAUUCGACGCAUUAUGCGCCCUACUGAUGUGCCCGAUCAAGGCCUUCUCUGUGAUCUGCUGUGGUCUGAUCCAGAUAAGGACGUGCUUGGAUGGGGUGAAAAUGACAGAGGGGUGUCUUUCACCUUUGGAGCUGAAGUUGUCGCAAAGUUCCUACACAAACAUGAUUUGGAUCUGAUAUGCAGAGCUCAUCAGGUGGUUGAAGAUGGCUAUGAGUUCUUUGCAAAAAGGCAGCUGGUCACCCUGUUUUCUGCUCCCAAUUACUGCGGGGAGUUUGACAAUGCAGGCGCCAUGAUGAGUGUGGAUGAGACUUUGAUGUGCUCCUUUCAGAUCUUGAAGCCUGCCGAGAAGAAGAAGCCCAACGCUAGCCGACCUGUAACACCCCCCCGGGGGAUGAUCCCGAAACAAGCAAAGAAAUAAUCACUCCUGGCCCGGCCUAGUUGGGACUUAUACUAUAGUAUAUAAUCUCAAUUUUUUGAAAAGAAACGGUAACAUGUAUUGGUCAGCUUGCUAAGACUAGAUUUAAAUGUGUUUGUGGUUUUUCUGUUCAUUUUAAUGGAUGGCUUUGGCUGGUUGUCACAGCAAAGGAGGCUCUCGCUUCUCGA